Molecule: messenger RNA, 2376 nt
Organism: Aureobasidium vineae
Lineage: Eukaryota; Fungi; Ascomycota; Dothideomycetes; Dothideales; Saccotheciaceae
Source: the annotation of a GenBank genome assembly
AUGGAUGACCGUCCAAGUCCAAGCCCGAGUGCAGUCCAGUAUAAUCUUGCACCAGACCUCGAAAGCCCUCAUUUUCGUGAUCGCAGCCAGACGCCGCCACUAGACGAAGACACUGCCGAGUCGUCCAACCAGCAGAAUGGUAACGGCGACAAACAUAUCACCAUGACCACUCCUUCGCCGGAGCGGUUUCGCCCGUCGUUGCCUGACAGAUUCUCUGCGAGAGAACAAUCUUCGCGUAGCAUCAGCGAGGCCGUUAGACUUGCGAUGUCACGGGAAGAACAGCAACAACUUCUUGAUGAUGAUGGUGAGGCAGCAGACGACGAUGGUUGUUAUCCACCUCGCAAGGACAGCAUACCUUGGCAGCCCAAUCCUCAUAGGCAGUUGCCCAUCUAUACGACCAUCCACCGGAUCAGAAGACUUGUUAUUGCAUGCAUUGGUACAUUAAUACCGACAUUUAAUUUACGGCAGUUUGCUAAAUCGUUGUANGAUGAUCCUUAUAGUCUUGAUCAGCUCAAGAGUCCUCGCAUGAAUACUGCUGUUGUACGACCUCUGCUUGACCAUCUGUACGAUCCAGACGAUGUUUCGAUUGGUAAGUGGACUUUGUCACAUUCUGUAACAAUUCUGAUUACCACCNNAGUUUGGUGCCUUCUGGUCAAUCGCGUACAGUUUCUUCGUCAGCAGUCCUUCCAAGCUCAUCAUCAGACUGUCAAUAUCACUCGUGCCAAUCUAUGCGAGGUUCUGGCCAGUCGAAUCUUGCGCCGAUUCGACGAGGAUCACAGUGGCCGUGAGGGACUUCUGACUCUUGCCAAUGUCCUGGUAUCUGGAUUUGAGCCGUUCCAGAAUGCUCCUCCUUCUGUUGACAGAGGCAAGCGGCCUCACUCCGCGCUCGCUGAAAGCUGGUUUGCGUCAGGCCGUGAACGAGUCUUGACAGCGCUCGAGGUGGCCAUCAUCUCAGAGUCNAAGAGCUUCUUGGCAGCAUCUGCCUGCCANAAAAUCGUUGAUGCCGUCUACAGAGGCCGUAUCAUCUACACUCCCACUGCGUUCAUCGACAUUCUGCCAGAUCGUUACAAGAACCGCAGAAUCUCUCUCUACGAUCCUCGCAAGGCACCAAUUCUCAACCAAUAUCGUCUCAUCGUUCCUCGCAACCGCAAGGUCAUCGAGAUCACUCAGUUCCUCGUGCUGUUCGGCUUGUAUCUGCUGACGAUGUUCAACAAGGCCAAGGAGAUAGGACCCGGCCAUUUGCACUUCACAACAGUCGAGCUGAUCUUUUGUGUUUAUGGUAGCGGUUGGGUACUCGAAGAACUUGCAUCUGUCCUGGAACACGGGUGGUCAGUACACACCGAGAACUUGUGGGCCUUUAUGGACAUUGCCUUUUCUUUAAUCUACCUGGCUUACUUUGGCAUACGCAUGCACGGCCUGAGGGUUGACUCCGGACCUGUGGGCAAACAAGCACUCGACAUCCUGUCUCUGGGAGCACCAAUUCUGAUGCCAAGACUGGCAUUCUGUUUGAUGCCUGAGAACAUGCUCUUCAUCGCACUGCGAACCAUGAUGGGAGACUUCACCUUCCUUACCAUGGUCACCGUUUGGUGCUUUGGUGGGUUCUUGCUUGCCAUGCGCUGGCUCAGUGAGAGUCAAGAAGGCUAUGUUUCGCACAGCUUCCUAACCAUCUCCAAGUGGAUGUUGUGGAUCUGGUUUGGUCUUGAUGGCACCGGCAUCACCAAAUCUGUCGAAUUCCACAGCUGGCUGGGACCUUUCCUUAUGGUGCUCUUCGCCUUCAUCGGCAACACGCUCUUCCUGACCAUUCUGGUAUCAAUUCUCAGCAACACCUACUCCAACCUUGCAAAGAAUGCCACAGCCGAAAUUCAAUUCAGGAGAGCGGUCUUGACCUUUGAAGGAGUCAAGUCUGACACCCUCUUCGCCUUCCGCCCACCCUUCAACGUUGCCGCCUUGGUUAUCCUCCUGCCCAUCAAGUUCCUCACCACGCCUCGCUGGUUCCACAAAGUAAACGUCACAGCAGUACGCGUGCUCAAUGCACCUCUGCUUCUCGCCAUCGCCCUCUACGAACGCAAAUACCUCUGGCAACGCAGCUCUAAACUCGGACCACGACGCCGCCACGCCUUUAUGGAUUUCUGGGAAAGCUUUGGCGCACAUGCCGAUUUGUCUAAUGUGUUUGACGAGGAGCCGCCGCAGAGUGUGUUGGACGAGAUGGAUGACAUAGACGAUGUGUUUGGUAAUGAUGUUUGGGCUAAUGGAUACAUGAAUACGAUUAGACAGAGAAGGGGCAGCAGGCAGAUUAGCGAGACUAGUUCUGCGUAUCCGGUGUUUAGACAACGGAGGUCGAGGGGUGACAGUAUACUUCCUGCGGAGACUUGGUAG